GAUAGAGCGGGAGGGAAAGAACAGUAUAAGAUAGUAAAGAAAGUGUGGGAGGGAGUGAAACUCAAAUGGACACAGGCAGGUUACUUUAGCGGGGGUGCCCCGUCGAAAGGGCAACUCACCUCUAUGGAGAAAGAGCUAGAGGAGGCAGUGAAGGAAGGAACAGAAAGUGAAGUGGAGGGAGUUACCCACCAAUUUUUGGUAGAUACAGGAUGUACGUACUCUGCCAUAAGAUCUCGUCAACCACUCUCUUCGGAAUCAAUACAGGUGGUGGGGGUAUCAGGAACACCCGAAGCACAAAACAAGACCAUACCAUUGCUCUUCCAAUGGGGCCCUUCCAAUUUGAAGCAUCAAUUCCUAUAUUGUCCCAACUGUCCAAUCAACCUAUUAGGAAGGGACCUAUUGUGCAAACUGAAAUGUUCAAUCUACCUUACCGAAAAGGGUGUGGAGGUCUCCAUUGAUCCCAUUACCUCCACACCAGUUCAUCCAGUUAGGGUGCUGAUGCUACCCAUCAUCCCAACCCCAGUGCUCUCCCUGACCCAAGAAAUAUACUGGUUGAAGUGCAUCGAAUCCGGCCAAGGAACCCCUGAGGUUAAAUUCAAGUUCAACCAGCUGAGACAACUCAUUUACACAUUUCACCCAUACAAGACUCCUCAAGCUGAAAUCCACUGUACACUUAAUGUGACUGACAAUGAUGUCAACCCAUAUACCGAUGACUGGGAUGAAAACAUGAUGCACCUGACACCAACAAUCAGAUGUUGUACCAUAGUGUGUGGACAAGAAGGAGUGGCUGCUCCGGUUAUCCUACCUUCCCAUUUGAAAUCCUGGUACCUACUGGGCGAAGAAUCUGCUCCCCAUGUUACACUGGCAGUUGGACACGGUUUUGAAGCAAGGAGCCUUGGGCCUAUGAUCAGAAGAGCAUCCAAACUCCAGUGGGAACCCACCCAAACUCCAGGAAUAACCAAAGCCACCACUGAGAACAUGUGGAGGUUUAUGACAGUUGACACAGAGGAACAUUGCCUUCCUGAACGUUUGACUCUCCCAAGACACCAUGGUAAACCUUACACAGACCACCCCUCAUCACAAGCACUGCUUUCCACCAUUGAUGAAGGCAUAUGGACACACACCCCAUUUGAUGUUGGACAACUACAGGUGGCACCAGUCACCAUCACCUUACUCAACCCUGAUCAAAUUCCUAUCUACCGAACACAGUACCGUCUGAAACCUGAACAGACCAUGGGGAUCAAACCAACCAUAGAUGGGUUGUUGGGAGCUCGUGUCAUAUAUCGCACUGUGUCUCCAUGGAACACACCAAUCUUACCAGUCUUGAAAGCAGGAGGCGAAACAUACCGGAUGGUACAAGACUUCCGAGCAGUGAACGACGUCACUGCACCCAUUGACCUACCUGUCCCUGACCCUCACAUUACACUGAGUAAUCUCUCACCAAAACACCAAUACUUCACCGUUGUGGAUCUGGCUAAUGCCUUCUUCAGCAUUCCACUGGAUGAGGCUUCACAGCCUCUCUUUGCCUUCACAUAUGAACAUCAACAGUAUACGUAUUCGGUUCUUCCACAGGGUUACAGGUGUUCUCCCGGAAUCUUCAAUCAUAUCUUGAAGACACACCUGGCCGAAUUGAAAAUCCCUGAAGGAGUGAUACUCAUCCAAUAUGUAGACGACCUUUUGCUGGGGGCUCCCACAUCUGAUCUCUGUCUACAAAUGACAAAAACCCUACUUGACUUCUUGGCUGUCAAAGGCUACAAGGUCAAAAUGAGCAAAGUCCAGUCCUGUCGCAGAACUGUCCUUUUCCUUGGCAGAGAAAUCUCAGGAGAAGGUGCUGGUCUCUCGAAAUCCCACCGAGAUUCCAUACUCCAUCAUCCACGUCCCAUCACAGUGUCAGGCAUGUUGUCCUUCCUGGGGUUGACAGGGUACAGCCGUACCCACAUCCCUGACUACACAUCCAGGACUGAACCACUGAGAGAAAUAGUGAGAGAAGCAGGACCAAGAAACUUACACUCCUCACUUACCUGGACACCUGAAGCAUCAACAGCAUUUGCUCUCCUAAAAAACGAUCUCUCG
This is a messenger RNA of Coregonus sp. 'balchen', 2073 nucleotides long. The record is from the annotation of a GenBank genome assembly. NCBI's taxonomy places the organism in Eukaryota, Metazoa, Chordata, Actinopteri, Salmoniformes, Salmonidae.